UAAUUUGGAAAAUCUUGCCAACAUGCUCCAGUGAUUCCAAAUUCAUCCCUAAGGGGGGUUUUUUUUUUUUUUUCCUUAUUUAUUUAUUAAUUAUUUUUGAGAUCGUUGGGUUGGAGGCGAUUUGUCGGUUUCCCCCUCUGCAAGAAAUUGAUCAUAUAAAGCGAGGUGAAGCCAAGAAGGCGAAGAAGAGGAAAUUGCAGACAAUUGAGAGAAAAUGGCGUCGUCGUCAGAGGAGAACUUGAAGCAACAAUUGCAGGAAUUGCAGAAACAGCUUGGGAAGAAGCAGAUGUUCGAGGAAGCCGUUUUAUCGAUUAAGUCUCUGCUUGUUGACCACUACUCUUCUUCUUCACCUUCUCUGCGAAAAUUGUUUUAUUCAGUUGUAUGCCGGGUUGCUACUAUUUUGAGGACCAGAUACACUGCUCCCGGGUUCUGGCUUUCUGGGCUAAGGCUUUUUGAGCAGGCUGAAUCCAUGGUGACUGAUUCUUCUGAGAAGGAGAACUUGAAGAGUUGCAUUGCUGGUGCUAGGCAGCAGCUGAACCAUGUAGAGAAUCUGUCUGAAGCUUCGGAAACAACAGAAAAUAGGGCUAAUAGAGGAUACCUUUUCGAGGGACAUCUCACUGUGGAUCCUGAGCCUCCAAGACCCCAAUGGCUGGUGCAAUCUAACAACCUCUUGACAGCUGCUGCUACACUUUCUAACUUAGAAUCAGCCAAUGGUCUUACAGAAAAUAAUAAUAUCACAUCAGAAAAUGCUGCUAGUAUACUUUUGCAGCUGAUGGAUGACCUUCAGGAUAUUGUGCCUGAGAUCCUGGACAAUGAUACUAGAGCCCCAAGAGUACCACCUGCCAGUAAAGAAGUGGUGGCGAAUCUCCCAGUUAUUACUCUUACAGAAGACGCCUUAUCAAAGCUCAGUGGUGAUGCAGAAUGUGCUAUUUGCAAGGAGAACUUCGUUGUAGAUGACAAAAUGCAAGAGUUGCCCUGCAAGCACACAUUUCACCCUCCCUGUUUAAAGCCGUGGCUGGUAAUGUACCUCAUCCUUAUUCAUCAUAAUAUUAGAGAAGAAACUCAGAGCUCCUCUUAUGCUUCCACUUGCCAUUUGUCUAAAAUUUGGCUUUCUCGUUCCUGGACAUUUCGCUUUGGCAGGAUAAGCACAAUUCUUGCCCAAUCUGUCGGCAUGAACUGCUCACUGAUGAUCGUGCCUAUGAGAGCUGGAAGCAGAGGGAGAAGGAGGCGGAAGAAGAGAGGAAAGGGGCUGCAAAUGCAGUUCGAGGGGGUGAAUACAUGUAUGUUUAGUUACUUGUUUCAGUUUCUGUUGUCCUGAUAGUGAUCCCUUCGUCAAAUGUUGUCUUUCUGGGCUUUCUUUGUAGCAUGUUUUCCGUGAAAACUCUCAAUUCCAUAGUUAUAACUAUACCAUUUGCAUUGGAUUUUGAAGACUGCUGAAAAUUUAAGAAAAAGAUUGGUGGUUAUUUCA
Messenger RNA from Vitis vinifera (wine grape), 1468 nucleotides. Its product is annotated as E3 ubiquitin-protein ligase AIP2. Gene Ontology annotation, molecular function: ubiquitin protein ligase activity. Gene Ontology annotation, biological process: protein ubiquitination. Lineage: Eukaryota; Viridiplantae; Streptophyta; Magnoliopsida; Vitales; Vitaceae. The transcript has 4 exons. The record is from RefSeq and is a predicted model, not a curated record. Gene Ontology annotation, cellular component: cytoplasm. The coding region runs from base 215 to 1318 and encodes 367 amino acids.